Gracilinanus agilis (Agile Gracile Mouse Opossum) is the source of this 865-nucleotide messenger RNA. RefSeq names its product SAM and SH3 domain-containing protein 1-like. Lineage: Eukaryota; Metazoa; Chordata; Mammalia; Didelphimorphia; Didelphidae. The transcript is spliced from 6 exons. The record is from RefSeq and is a predicted model, not a curated record. The coding region runs from base 323 to 865 and encodes 180 amino acids.
UGGAAAAGCAUGUCUGCGCUCCAGCCCAGGUUGAUGGCGAGCAGAGCUGUGCUCCAGAAUCGACGAAAGCGAGGGGAGAGCUGGAGCUCCUGAGCUAGGAUCUGGCCGGCCCUGAGGACGCUGCCUCCGCCCCCUCUUCCCCCUUGGGGCAUGCACUGGGGAGGCUCUCUGUAUCCCGCACUAGUGACUAGGAGGAAGGCAUGGUGAAGCCGCUCUGCCGGGCUGGAGAAGUGUUUACUAUUGGAGUUGUGUGGUGGAGGGUAGGCGCAUCCCCACCCACCAGUGGAUCUGGUGAAGCUUGGGUGAGGUAGAGGACUCAACCAUGGAACAGGAUCAAGCCGCAUGUCCCGAGCCAGAAGGAGAAGCAGAGUCAGACAGCAUCACGCCUGACGCUUUCUCCAGGCUCUGGACAGAUGUCAUGGGGAUACUGGAUGGCUCAUUGGGAAACAUCGAUGACCUGGCACAACAAUAUGCAGAUUAUUAUAAUACCUGUUUUACUGAUGUGUGUGAAAGAAUGGAAGAGUUGCGGAAGCGAAGGGUUUCUCAAGACCUUGAUUUGGAGAAACCCGAUGCCAGCCCCACGUCACUACAGCUGCGAUCCCAGAUUGAAGAAUCACUUGGCUUCAGUAGCACGCUGUCAACCCCAGAGACGGAGAGAAAGCUUCGUCUUCACAAAUCAAAUUCAGAAGAAGGCUCCAUAGGAAAAGGGGAUUGGAAAAAGAAAAAUAAAUAUUUCUGGCAGAAUUUCCGCAAGAACCAGAAAGGUAUAAUGAGGCAGACUUCUAAAGGUACCAUUGCAUACGAAUUUUUUUUUUUAUUCUCUCAGAAAUUUACUCCUAAAGGUUCUGUGAAUGCUGUGAAUUAG